AUGGUCUCUGCCAAUCAGGGCAUGCCAUGGAGUACCAAGCGUUUGCCGACCAGUCGCAGCCGAAAGAAGACGACGACGAGGACGCGCCAAGAUCAUGACGCCGCCGUCGGAGAGAAUCUCCACCACCUACCAUCUCCUCAGCCUCAGACUGCUGUCGGGAGUCAGAGGUGUUCAACUCCAGGGCCGCCUGCUGCUUCCUUGAACUCUUCCUCUCCCAGGACCGGUCUUUUUGAAGGUCGACCCCACGAGCAGAGACAGGGCGCAGCGCGUGGAACACGCAGCUCGGCUCGCAAGGACCUGGUCUCCGCUUUCCCUUGGGAGGCCCUCGACAUAGACAAGCUCAAGUCUACAACGACCACGACCACUCUUAUUGCGCAGGAACUAGCAAGCCCAGCCCUAAACACCACCACCCCAACUGCGGACCUGAGUCCCUCUCUCCGCAUUAUGUCCCGAAAUCGGCCCCGAGGCCCUCCAGUCCCCAGGGACAAUGGCCUCGCAGCCAAUGAGGAAACUGACAUGUGGAACAAGAUUCUACAGGAUCUGCGCAAGGCUAAAGAGAAGAACGACAAGCAAAAGGUCCUGGCAGAGCAAAUAGCCACGCUGAAUGAGAAGAUCGGCCGAGAGGGCGGGAAGCCAACUUUGAGCGAGCAUAACCAACUGGACAGCCUUUACAGGCAGAUGGCGAAGUUGUGCGAGGAGGAACGAGCUAUCCUCCAAGACGAGCCCAGUGAUGUGAUCAAGAACCUCGGUCUUUUGACAGCGCUUCGGCAGGCAUCAGAAGCCGAGGCGCCGCAGAACCGGGCUGCAUCGCUCUCCAAGUCACGGAAGAAGCGAAAUGAGAUGGACGGCUCGGCUACCGACUCGCCGGGUCCGUCCAAUAACUCCUUGUCGGACAAAGUCAGCCGCGUGAAGGGUGGCAUUCAGCGUAGUACCAGUGCUUCCAGCUCGCAGGCCCGCGAGGGCCGGGACCCCAUCGUACAAAUCAAGGUAGAAGAAGGCUCCGAGGGCACGAAGGGCACGCUAGCCGAACGAAGCGGGCAUCUAGUGGUUGGCGCGGAAGUCGUCUUCAAGCACAACAAGAACAAGCAAGGCGUCGAAGGCGAGGGCAUUCAAUGCAUUAUCAAAGGGAUCUCCGGGGAUGGGCCCAAGAAACGGUAUGAUGUACAGGACCCGGAACCAAACGAAAACGGUGAACAGGGCGCGGUAUACAGAACCGCCGCAGCGUCGCUGAUCCCAAUACCUCGCAUCGGGUCUACAUUGCCCUCGUUUUCUCUUGGGAAACAAGUUCUGGCAAGAUAUCCAGACACUACCACUUUCUAUCGUGCCGAGGUUAUGGGUACUAAGAAGGAUGUCUAUCGCCUCAAGUUUGAGGGUGAGGAAGAUGAUAAGGAGAUGGAGGUUGACCGCCGCUUCGUUCUGGACAUUCCCGGAAAGUAAUGCACCCGUCUCUGUGCCUCUCCUAUCAGGCCUUUGCUCUCGCUCAAGCCUCGAUAUAAUGCCAAGCCAGAUGGAUGGUUCUGAAGGGAAGUAGGAAAAGAAAGGGGAUAAGUCCGGAAUCGCCUCAGGUUUAUGGCGCGGGAAACAUUCUACGAUACUGCAAUCAGAGGAAGGGUGAAAUCGGCUGCCAGUUUGAUCGAUCACUUGAUACCCAUUUUUUAGCUAGGUUUUUUUAUGAUUUGGUGGAGUUCUAUGACUUUGCACGGAGUUGGACUUGCUUUUCAUCUGCCAAUUUUCAACCUGCUUCUUUUCCUUCUCUUUGUUACUUAGAAUAGGUGGUUCUAUACCGGACAAAUGAUAUUGUGAACGAAAG
Molecule: messenger RNA, 1810 nt
Organism: Aspergillus brunneoviolaceus CBS 621.78
Lineage: Eukaryota; Fungi; Ascomycota; Eurotiomycetes; Eurotiales; Aspergillaceae
Product: SAGA-associated factor 29 family protein
Exons: 5
Coding region: 1-1437 (478 amino acids)
Cellular component (GO): SAGA complex
Source: RefSeq, a predicted model, not a curated record